This is a messenger RNA of Orcinus orca (killer whale), 4785 nucleotides long. RefSeq names its product kallikrein related peptidase 11 (gene KLK11). The record is from RefSeq and is a predicted model, not a curated record. Gene Ontology annotation, biological process: proteolysis. Lineage: Eukaryota; Metazoa; Chordata; Mammalia; Artiodactyla; Delphinidae. Gene Ontology annotation, molecular function: serine-type endopeptidase activity.
AGGGUUUUCCCUCAGGAAACAGGAAUGGACUAGAGAAAGUUACUUAUAACAGUAAAAAAUUAAGGCCAUUUUUCUCCAUCUGCCGCAACAGGAACACCGCCUAGAGCUUAUAAGCCGAAAUGGGGGAGGGGUGUGUGUGGACAGGAUUGUUGGCUGCAAAAUACCAAAUGAAAACUGCAAAAUCAAAAUCCACUACCAUUUAAUUGUGUCUAUAAAACGUAACCUUCUUCCAACUAGCCAACUGCAACUUGGCUCAGCUGGAGUUGAGCACAUAUUAUACUUAAUGUGGGGUACGGGUCUGCUUUAAUACAUCUGCGAUGAUGGAGGGUGGGGUGCAGCCUUGGAAAGCAAGAGGACCCAGCCUAGGUCUAAAAAUAGUUCUGCCCACUAUUCUGUCUUCACAGCCUCUCCAGGAGUUGGAAAGAGAAUUUCUUCUCCGCAAUGAAUGGAAGGGAAAUUUGAGGUGGGAGAGGGUGAGGGGUGACUGUGGCAGCUGUGGGAGCAUUUGCUGAAUGCCUAUUGUACUUGGCUCUCCUGGAGUCAUCAUCCCAACCCCCUGAGGCAGGGCUGUCACCCCCAUCUCACAGAUGAAGAAACUGAGCCUCGCCGGGGUGGAGUCUCUCGUCCCACAUCACUGUGGUAGGAAGAGGCAGCGCUGGCAUCUGGGGCCAGGGCUGGCUGCUGUGAGAACCCAGGCCUACCCCGUAGUCCUUUUUUUUUUUUAAGUGCUACGUGGGCCUCUCACUUUUGUGGCCUCUCCCGUUGUGGAGCACAGGCUCCAGACGCUCCGCGGCACGUGGGAUCUUCCCGGACUGGGGCACGAACCCGUGUGCCCUGCAUCGGCAGGCGGACUCUCAACCACUGCGCCACCAGGGAAGCCCCUACCCCGUAGUCUUGCUUCACAUGUCGUUAGGGGAGAGAGGAGGGUGAGACGGAGAACUAACUGAUAACAAACAAGCUGGGAGAAGUAGGGAUCGUCACUUGAGUUCUGCAGACGAGGAAAUUGAGUUGGCUCGGAUUUGGGAAGUCAUCGGACCUACGUCACAGAGCAAGUAAAUGCCACAGUGGGAUUCUGGGGACCCUGGGUUCCUGGCAGCCUAAGAGGCGGGCAGAAGGGAGUGGAGGGAAGGGUCGGCAGAGAAGUAAAGCCCCAGAGGAGCUCUGGGGGUUGUGGUACCUGCCCAGGGCUGACUUCCCUUUCCUGGGCCUUGAAUCUCACAGGCCCCAACCUGCCUUCCCCACCCUCCUGCCUGCCCCUUCAGCUGGCAGCAGCCCCACCUGUGUGACGUCCCAGUCCCCCCACCCCGCUCCUUGGAAUGAUGAAGGGAGGGGCCAGAAGGGGCCAGGGUCCCACCUGGACUUGGGCUGUGGGGAGGGAGGGGCUGGGAGAUGAGGAUAGAGAGGGAUUUAGACACAGAAAUGGAGGGAGGGAGAGAAAGAGACAGGGAUGGAGGCAGGCAGAGACAGAGACACAAAGAAAGAUAUAAAGCAUUAGAGGAGAUGUGCAGAGAGACACGGGGAGAGAAGAACAGAGUUAGACAAAGAGAAAAAGGCCCAGAGAGACAUAGGAACAGAAAGAAAAAUGACACACACAUACAUACACACAAAGAAUUAUAGAAAUGUGGGAGAGGUAAAGAGAGACAGGGAAGGAUGCAGACAGACGGACGGACACAGAGGUGUGGGGAAACAGAGAAGCAGAGAGAAGAGGGGCUUGGGGAGGUGACAGUGACAGGUGGGCAGCACCUCCAAGGCCCAGGGCUGGACUGGGGAGGGCUCCCACACACCCCGCCCCCAGGGCAGUAAGGCAGGGUUGGGAAGCCCAGUCAUCCUGGGCCUGCGAGGGAGUGGGUGUGUGGUGAGGGGGCACCCCUGCCUGCUCGCCUUCCUGGUGCCUCCUGCUCCGAGACCCAGCCUGCCGCGUCUGCCACCACUGCCAGGCCCCCAGAGCCCGUGAGUCCAGAAGGGAAGGGAGGGCUCCCCUCCAGGCACCUGCCCUGCCGAGUGUGCCAGGCCUCUGCCCCAGCAUCAUUUCUCCUUCUGCUCUGUACUUCUUGGGGUGGGGGGGAUUGUGUCUCUCUGCCUUGAUCUGCAUCUCCAGCAGCUGCCCCCCAACCUCAGUGUCCUGCAACCCCACCUUCGGUCACUGAGUCCAACCCUCCAGCCCCACUCCCGCUGGCCAGGGCAGCUAAGGGCACUGGCCCUUCCAGUGAUCAGCCCUUCUCUGCCUCACUGUUCUUCAAAGGGGCAGGGGUUCAGCAGGGUGGGGGCCAGAAUGAUGUCCCAGGCCGAGCCCCCUACUGUACCCCAGGUAGCCUUCAAAGGGCUCGUAUCACCCUGGCGUGGUUACUGAAUGGAGCCUGGUUCCCUUUAUCCUCCCACCCCAAGCUGCUGGGCCCCAGGUCUCAGGUGGGUAAGAAGGAAAACAUUUUCCAAACCACCUACGAGGUCCCGUGGCUGAUUUAAACGGAGCCAGCCUGUCGCUUGCCCUGGGCAAUGCCUUCCCAGCAACUUGGGUAUGAGAGGCUCUAACUGGGAUUAGGCCCCUGCAAGGCCACACUCCAUACCAAAGAUUUAUUUUAAAAGUUUGGAGGUUGGGAUGCUGUGCAAGCCAAGGGAUUCCUCACACCUGGUUGUUUCUCCCUGGGGGGAGCUGGAGCAGGCAUGGGGGAGAGAGAGGGCGUGAACCAGCCCUAAAUCUCCCCAUGGAGUGAUUUGGCCCCUUGUCCCUCCUUGUUCCCAGAAGAACCUGGGGCCUGCCCUGCCCCGCUCCAGGCCAUGAUGAUUCUGCAAUUAAUCAUGUUUACUCUGGUGACAGGACAUGUAGGGGGAGAGACCAGGAUCGAUAAAGGAUAUGAGUGCUCUCCUCAUUCCCAGCCGCCCUGGCAGGCGGCUUUGUUCCAGAAAACACAGCUGCUCUGUGGGGCAACCCUCAUCGCCCUCAAAUGGCUACUGACGGCAGCCCACUGCCACAGGCCCUGAUAUGUAGCUCAUCUGGGAGAACACAACCUCCAGUGACGGGAUGGCUGUGAGCGCACCCGAGGAGCCACUGAGUCCUUCCCCCACCCAGACUUCAACAGUAGCCUGCCCAAAAAAGCCCACUGCGAUGACAUCACGCUGCUGAACAUGGUGGCCCCAGCCUUCGUCAUCUGGGCCGUGCGACACAGGGUGUCAUCACACUGUGUCACUGCUGGCACCCGCUGCCUCAUUUCCGACAGGGGCACCACGUCCAGCCCCCAGUUGCACCUCCCCCAUACCUAGCGAUGUACCAACAUGACCAUCAUCGAGCACAAGGAGUGUGAGGACGCCUACCCUGGGGACAUCACAGACACCAUGGGAUGUACCAGCGUUCGAGAAGAGGGCAAGGACUCCUGCCAGGGUGAUUCUGGGGGCCCACUUGUCUAUAAUGGGUCUCUUCAAGGCAUUAUCUCCUGGGGCCAGGAUCCAUGUGCUGUCAGCAGAAAGCCCAGGGUUUACACAAAGGUCUGCAACAUGUGGUCCGGAUCCAGAAGACUAUAGAGAACAAUUAGCCAGGACCAGCUCAUCACGGCCCAAUCCCCUGAUCCCUACUCGGUGCUGCGGUACCUGUUCAUUCUGUUAAUAAUGAAGCCUGAGCCAGGACCCCUUUAUAUACUUUUCUGGGGGCCUUCUUGACUGUGAGAGAUACUGUACCUUAAUAAUCAAUUUGGGGUUAGGAGACCUGGGUUCUCCUCCUGCCUCAUACUAACUUGUGACUCUGGGAGUGAAAAUAGUUGUUUGGUUCACUGUUGUACCUACAGUCUCAAACACAAUUCCUGGCACACACCAAGGUUUCAGUAAAUAUUUACUAAACAAAUGAAUCUUUUGAAUGCUUACUACGUGCCAGACCCUGGUCCAAGGGCUUUUAAAUGUAUCGACUGACGUAAUCUUCACAAAACCCUGCAAGGUUGGUACUAUUAUUAUUAUACCCAUUUUGCAGCUGAGGAAACUGAGGCACAGAGAAACGAAGUCACCCGUUCACGAUCACAGAGCCAGCAAGUAGAAGAGCAAGGAAUCUGAAGCAAGGUGAUUUCUUAACUGACAAGCAAUACUACCUUGAUUAAGGCUCCAUUCCCUGGGACUUCCCUGGUGGCGCAGUGGUUAAGAAUCUGUCUGCCAACGCAGGGGGUAUGGGUUCAAGCCUGGUUUCGAGCCCUGGUGUAAUGAAGACCCAACGCAGCCAAAAAUAAAUAAUUUUUUUUUUCAAAAAAGACUCCUUUCCUUAUCUGUAAAAUCGUGCAUGCAAAAGUACGAUAGUACACAAAGUCAGUCAGCCUGCACAUAGCUAAGACCCAAUAAAAGGGAGCGAUCGUUGUUUUCUUUCCAACCUCUGCAAUAGGUAAUAGGUAGUUCAUCAAGACCUGAGCAGGUCAGUACAGUAGCCACUAACCAUACAUGGCUAUUUAAAUUAAAACUGCCUAAAGUCAGAAAUGUAAUUCUUCAUCUAGAGGGGUGGGAUAGGGAGGGUGGGAGGGAGACGCAAGAGGGAAUGGAUAUGGGGAUAUAUGUAUAUGUAUAGCUGAUUCACUUUGUUAUACAGUAGAAACUAACACAUCAUUGUAAAGUAACUAAACUCCAAUAACGAUGUUAAAAAACUUUUUUUAAAUUUUUAAUUAAAAAAAUAAAUGUAAUUCCUCAGUUGCACUCGCCACAUAUCAAAAGCUCUCUAGCCACAUGUGGCUGGUGGCUACGGCGUUGGAUAGCACAAACGGAGCACUUCCAUCACGGUGGAAAGUUCAACUGAACGGCGCUGUGCUGGACAACCUCUAG